Molecule: messenger RNA, 180 nt
Organism: Aspergillus clavatus NRRL 1
Lineage: Eukaryota; Fungi; Ascomycota; Eurotiomycetes; Eurotiales; Aspergillaceae
Exons: 2
Coding region: 1-180 (59 amino acids)
Source: RefSeq, a predicted model, not a curated record
AUGACCAAGGUCCCGGAGUAUUAUGAGCAGAAAGACUGGGAGGAUCCCAUCGAGUGGAAAAUGGACUGGACUGGCCCCGACAAGCAAGUCGUGCAGAUCCCGAAUCUAGUUCGUGACGCUAUGACCCCGAGGCCCGAAGUCUCUCCUCCUUAUCGACGGACAUUUGACACCUGGCCCUGA